AUGUGGAAGAUAAUAUUUUUUCUGGUCUUGGGUUACAUCCCCCUCCAUUACUUGAACUAUGUUGUCUUGAAAGGAAACGCUCCCUUUCUAGCAUCUUUUGGGAUUGUGAUGUGCAUAGCUCUCUCUUCCUUCGGUACCUCGAAGGGAUACCAAGCCAUAGGAAGAUACAUGAUAGGAACUUCCAUAAAGACCCCGCGUGUGGGUACAAGAGCCCUCCUGGGAAUCGUCAUCUGCGAAGCAAAUUUCUUCUUUUGCUUAGUCAUGUCCAAUUUGCUCCUGGGAAAGAUAGAGAAUGUCAAAUCUUACGGGGGCCAGUUUAUAUUAUUUUCUGCUGGAUUUGUGGCUGGCGCUUGCUCCUAUUGCUCAUCGCUUGCAAGUGGGAUUAUCUGUGCAGCUAUUACAAUGAUGGAUGCAAAAGACCCUACACUUUUCUACAAGCUGGUUUUUCUAGAGGUGAUUCCGGCAGGAAUAGGCAUUCUCGGAUUGGUUCUUGGGCUUGUUUUGUCUGACAAGGCAGUAUAA
Messenger RNA from Encephalitozoon intestinalis ATCC 50506, 522 nucleotides. Its product is annotated as putative vacuolar ATP synthase proteolipid subunit Ppa1. Gene Ontology annotation, biological process: proton transmembrane transport. The transcript has a single exon. Gene Ontology annotation, cellular component: proton-transporting two-sector ATPase complex, proton-transporting domain. Lineage: Eukaryota; Fungi; Microsporidia; Unikaryonidae. Gene Ontology annotation, molecular function: proton transmembrane transporter activity. The record is from RefSeq and is a predicted model, not a curated record. Bases 1 to 522 code for a protein of 173 amino acids.